AUGACGGAUAGCAAAGAUGAACUGGAAAUUGUGUCUACAAAUUUUGAAAUUGAUGAUAAUAAUGGUGGUUGCUUAGAAUCAAUUCAAGAUGCUGACAAAAAAGCCGUAAAUAUUGCAAAAAUAAUAAUUCAAUUGAAGCAGGACUUGGCUGAUAUGAAAAAUGACUGCUGUGGAGCCACAGAAAUGGAUGUAUGUAAGGUACAAGAACAGUUAAGAGAAAUGGUGGCCCAUUAUAAAAAAACUGUUGCUGAGGUACUCGAAUUGGCUAAUAAAAAUAACUUCGAUCUUGAAAACCUCGAAUGCCAAAAAAUUGACAUAUCUCAACAUAUAAAUCCAAAAAAUUGUAUGGCUUCAGUAGUCAAAGCAUCUGACAAAGAACUAAUUGCCCCGUGGAUAUUGAUUAACAACGAGCAAGAGUACCCAACGUUUUUUCGUUAUGAUCUAAAUAAUAAUGGAAUUAAAUUCAAUGAACACGACAAUGAGUCAAUUUGUUCGUGUAAUGAUGGAUCUGAAAAUUGUUGUUUGAGCGAUUUUGAAGAUAAUUAUUGUACCAUAGCUGAUAAUUGCCAUACAUAUUCCAAAAAUACAGAUACUGAUACUGAUUGUAUAAAUGAAGGAUUUAAAAAUGAACUUAUGUCAAUGAAGGGAGGAAUAAAGAUAUUAAAUCAACAGAACCGUGAUUUUCUGUGCAAACUUAACUGUGCUAAUCAACAAACACUUGCCUUAACAAAUUCUCUUCAAAAGAAGCUAGCUUCCAAGCAACCUAAAGGAACAAAUGAUAAUGGUACAUGCUUUCCUGAUCACGGUGAAUCGAAAUCAAAACCGCAAGUUUUAAUGCUUGAAAUCAAUCGAUUAAAUGACGAAUUAAAGAGACUACAACGUGAUAAAUGCCAGAUUGAAUUAGCUAAAAAAGUAUUAAACAUAUCCGAGAACCUGUGUCCUAAUUGUGCAGAGACGAAAGCUCUAUGCAAUGAACUUGAACCCAGAACGGCGGAGUAUAAUAAAUUAUUGGCGGACUAUAACAAUAAGUUAGUAGAAAUUGCAGAUCUACGAAAUAUGUUAGCCGAAGCUGAGUGUAAGCAUAAGACUUGUGAGGGCCGUUUAACGAUAUUAAAAACACAAGUGUGCCAGUUACAAAAACAAUUGUUUGAAUUCAAUUCAGCCAAAUCCCACGAUCCUGAAGUGGCUAGUUCAAAUGAAAAAUAUUUGAUUGAGAGCUUGAGAAGUCGUUUGCUAGAGGCAACCGAGGAAAAAAAUAACAUGCAGAUGGUACUCGAUUUUCAUCUGACCGAACUCGAGGAUAAAAAAGCAAAGUAUUUGGCAGUUCUCCAGACAAAUCAAGAACAAAAAUUUCGUAUUGAAAGUAUUUGUAAGGAAAAAAAUACAAUUGCUGAAGAAUACGAAGCGGAGUUUAAUCGAAUGAAUGAUCAUCUAAAAUCAUGUCUCGAAGAGCUCGGGACAUUGCCUGGAUUAUUAGCAACAGCACAACGGGAUUUAGAAAAGGAGACAAUAGCUAAAACAGAUUUGGAAAAUGACCGUCUCAAUCUUUUGAAUGAAAUAAAAUCAUUAAAGGCAAUUUUGGCGGACGAUGACAGGGAAAAUAAAGACAAAAAACUCAAAUGUUUAGAAGAAGAAAACAUAGAAUUAAGAGCUACGAUAUUGACUUUGGAAGCUAGUGUGGAUGAAAACAAACGACUAUACAAGGAGCGGACCCACUAUUCGUUACAAUUGAAGGAGAAUUUAGAUCUUGUAAGAAAAGAAGCAGCUCUACAAGUGACGAAAACAAAAAAUUUUACGGAAUGUCAGGUGCUCAAAUAUGUUGAAUAUAUAAAACAGUUGGAACAAAAGUUGGUCGAACACAGGGCAAUAGCAUGUUUAGAGUUUCAAAAACGUGACCAAAUUGAUGGACGUUUAAGAAAUCAAAUAGAAGUAUUGACUACAAAUUUAAAUGAAGCACAAAAACAAAUUGGAUAUAUAAUGAAAGCAAAACAUACAAUGGAAAAUAAAACCGGAGAAGAUGUAUGUAAGAUUCCCAGGGUACUAAAUUCAGUAUGUAAUGAGUUAAAUACGCCAAACCAUUUAGAUAGGCUAAAAGACGAUUAA
Messenger RNA from Macrosiphum euphorbiae (potato aphid), 2103 nucleotides. The record is from the annotation of a GenBank genome assembly. NCBI's taxonomy places the organism in Eukaryota, Metazoa, Arthropoda, Insecta, Hemiptera, Aphididae.